AUCGAUUCAAUCUACUAUCACUUCGGUUCCUCAUCAGGUGUGAGGUCAUGAACCCAUUGGUGAUCGUUAAUUUUGAAAGGUUACUUGAGCAAAAUUUUCAUACAAGAUUUAUGUCUAUAUACCAUGUCCUCAUGUCAAUGCAGGUAAACCCUUCUUCGUAUUCUCCUGCUCGUGUUUGUAGCCCAGACUACGAUAAUUCUUCUGUCCAGUUUGAUUUGUCUAUGCAGCAGGAAAUUCGUGGAAUCCCGGAUCCGCAUCGUCCACUUCUGAUUCCAAGAAUUUUCGAAGCUAAAUAUAGACACGUCGAUGCUGAUAAAAUGUACUUUACUGAUGGAUCACUUAUAGAGGAAUCAACAGGAUUUGGAGUGUUCAACGAAAUAUCUAGCGCCUCUUACAGCCUCGAGUCACCAUGCUCUGUGUAUAUAGCAGAGUUAGCAGCAAUUCAUUGGGCUUUGGACAGUAUCGCUUCAAGGCCAGUCGGGCACUACUUUAUUGUAACGGAUAGUCUGAGUUCUGUUCAAGCAAUUCACUCAAUAAAACCGGGAAAGCACUCGCCAUACUUCUUCGAGAAGAUACGGGAUAGUUUGAGUGCUUUAUCAAAACGUCGCUUUACCAUCACCUUUGUUUGGGUUCCCUCCCAUUGUUCGAUAGAGGGUAAUGAGAAGGCAGACUCUCUGGCAAAGGUGGGGGCGAUGGAAGGUGACACGUAUCAGCGUGAAAUCGCCUUCAACGAAUUUUACUUUUUAGUUCGAAGAAACUCUCUUGUCAACUGGCAACGCAAAUGGGACGAGGAUGAGGAUGGUCGGUGGCUGCACUCGAUUAUCCCAAGGGUAAGCCUUAAACCAUGGUUUAAUAGAUUGGACCUGAGUCGGGAUUUUAUUCGUAUAUUUUCCCGUCUCAUGUCCAAUCAUUGUUCCUUAGACGCGGUACUCUAUCGUUUUGAUAUUGCUGGCAGCAAUUUGUGUAGUUGCGGCCAAGGUUACCACGACAUCGAGCAUAUUGUUUGGUCGUGCGAGGUCCAUCUUGUCGCUAGAACGAAUUUCAUAGACUCCCUUCGGGCCCGAGGAAAACCACCCUAUGUUCCAGUGAGAGAUGUGCUGGCAGUGAUAGACUUGGACUACAUGUUCGAAAUAUAUCUUUUCCUUAAAGCUAUUGAUCUUCGUCUAUAAUUCUUUUUAUUUUCAUAUUUCCCUAUCUAUUUUCUUUUCUUUAAAAAAAAAAGUGAACUAGAAGUAAGCAAACUAUUGUAAAAAAAAAACAAAAAGAGUUUGGCUCCUUAAAGCCUAAAGGUAUGAGCCGUUUCAAAUAAAGAAUUAACAAAAAAAAAAAAAAAACAGUUAUGGUGGCCUAGUGCUGCUGCAACAACAACAUCCAGGCGGUUUUCAUCGCAUUCCCAACAGGAGAUUGCAAAAGCGCGGAGCAAUUAUGCAGCUCAAUUUAUUUAAUUUAACUUUCUUUCGAAAAGCUCUGUUUUCCGGAGUUAUCAAACAUUCUACAAACUCCGGGUGGCCUGAUCCAGGAAGAACGAUUGGCCAAAGGAUAACAACUGUGGUAGUGGUCCGGGGAAUUAAAGUUAAGUGUGGUACCUAACAUGUGAAAAUAAAAAUGGAGUGCAACAAGCGGAUAGUUGUGAAGAACAUGAUAAGGAAAAGUGGAGAAAAUGUGUA
Messenger RNA from Uranotaenia lowii, 1667 nucleotides. RefSeq lists its product as uncharacterized. The transcript has 2 exons. Gene Ontology annotation, molecular function: nucleic acid binding; RNA-DNA hybrid ribonuclease activity. The record is from RefSeq and is a predicted model, not a curated record. Bases 48 to 1169 code for a protein of 373 amino acids. Lineage: Eukaryota; Metazoa; Arthropoda; Insecta; Diptera; Culicidae.